AUGCGUUUCACAACAGCAUUCGUCAUGGGUUUGGUCGCUAUCGCAAAUAUUGCAGCGGCUAUUCCAAUUUCCAGUGCAGAUAAUGCGCUAGUCAUUCCCUCUCCGAACGAUAAUAUCAAAGAGCGGGAUGCUCAGCAAGAGCCUCACUUAGAUGCUCAGAGAAACAAUAAGCGAGACCCUCAGCGCGAUGGCCAGUGUUACAGUCCCCGGCAAAAGUUUGUAUAA
This is a messenger RNA of Aspergillus tanneri, 225 nucleotides long. RefSeq lists its product as uncharacterized. Lineage: Eukaryota; Fungi; Ascomycota; Eurotiomycetes; Eurotiales; Aspergillaceae. The transcript has 3 exons. The record is from RefSeq and is a predicted model, not a curated record. The coding region runs from base 1 to 225 and encodes 74 amino acids.